Sphaeramia orbicularis (orbiculate cardinalfish) is the source of this 1327-nucleotide messenger RNA. It is a transcript of the gene cd151, whose product is annotated as CD151 molecule. The record is from RefSeq and is a predicted model, not a curated record. The transcript is spliced from 9 exons. The coding region runs from base 200 to 979 and encodes 259 amino acids. Gene Ontology annotation, cellular component: plasma membrane. Gene Ontology annotation, biological process: cell migration. NCBI's taxonomy places the organism in Eukaryota, Metazoa, Chordata, Actinopteri, Kurtiformes, Apogonidae.
GCAUUCAGAGGGGUGAGACAAACUGCUCUGCCAAAAGAGGACAGGCGCUCAGACGAUCCAGUCUGAGUGUCAACCGAGAACUUACACUGUUGCAGUUAACCUUCACCGACAGCAGCACAUUGACACUGGGGUUAGCGGGAGAUUGGAAGACGUUACCCUGAUAAUCUGCAUCCUUCGGGGCCCACCAUCUAAAAUCAGAAUGGAAGCACGAGGUGAAAAAACACACACCUGUGGGACAAUUUGCCUUAAAUAUCUACUCUUCUUAUUUAAUGUUCUAUUCUGGCUGGCAGGAGGAGCUGUACUGGCAGUGGGAGUCUGGACUCUGGUGGAGAAGAGCGACUACAUCAGCUUACUCAACUCCAGCCUCUAUUCAGCUUCAGCUUACAUCCUGAUAGUUGCUGGAGUCAUUGUGAUAAUGACGGGAAUAAUCGGAUGCUGCGCCACUCUGAAGGAGCUAAAGAGCCUGUUGAUUGUGUAUUUGAUCCUGUUACUCUGUAUUUUCCUGCUGGAAAUAAUAGCGGGUGUGAUGGCCUACAUUAACCACCAAGAGUGUUUCCCUUUCUGCUACCAGCUGGAUGAGGAGCUCAGACAGAACCUGAAGGUGACCAUGCAGCAGAAAUACCAGCAGCCAGGGGAGGAAAGUGUCACACAGGCUGUGGACAGGCUUCAGCAAGAGUUUAAGUGCUGCGGCAGUAACAGCUCCUCAGACUGGUCAGACAGUAUCUGGAUCCAAGAUCCACAGAAUAAGCGACUUGUUCCUGAUAGCUGCUGUAAAACCCCGAGUGACCUCUGUGGACAAAGAGACCACCCGUCCAACAUCUACAAGGUGGAGGGUGGCUGCAUAAUGAAAUUAGAGGAGUUCAUCCUAAAUCAGCUGUAUAUUCUUGGUGCAGUGGGUAUUGGUAUUGCAUUUCUACAGCUUGUGGGGAUGAUGUUUACUUGCUGCCUUUAUAGAAAUUUGAAAGAAGAUCCAUACUGAUUUUGAACACUCAAAUAUUGCAAAUGUGUCACAUCAUAUGCAUUGCCAGAUUUUUGGUUAUUUUCACAUCUGCAAUUUACACACUUUUACAUCCAGUUUGUUAUCACAGUUUUAAUUACACAUACAGGACACUUGAGAUGAUUAUGCUGCUGGACAGCAGUUCCUGUUCUGCAUAUUCCCUCGCAUGCUUUCAGUUUUGUUCCUUUUACAAACAUUCAAUGGUGAUACAAUUUUAACCCAUAAAGACCCAGUGCCACUUUUGUGUCAGUUCCCAAGUGCAUUUUUCUCUCUAUUUAACCUUUAUCAACUAAUUUAUCACCAUUUGUUCUCAUAUUAUACUCUGUAUUU